Plasmodium falciparum 3D7 is the source of this 1341-nucleotide messenger RNA. RefSeq names its product protein CERLI1 (gene CERLI1). NCBI's taxonomy places the organism in Eukaryota, Apicomplexa, Aconoidasida, Haemosporida, Plasmodiidae. The record is from RefSeq and is a predicted model, not a curated record.
AUGUUUUAUUUAGAUACUCACAACAUAUUAUAUCUUGGUAGUUGUUUACUUGCAUCAGUAUGUACUUUAUGCAUAUGUAGAAACCGUGAGUUAUUUCCUCACAUUAGUGAAAAUAAGCCUAUAGGCCAAUUAUAUCGUCUUAUGAAUAUUCAUAAAUAUGAAUCAUUCAGUAUUAUAAUUCAAAUUCAUCAUUUAAAUUUAAAGUUUGGUGACGAUGAUAAUGCUAAGUUUAUAGUUCACUUAAAAAUAGGAAACAGAUAUGCCUAUACACACUACCACAAACAAUAUCAGAACAAAGUACACAUAGAGGAAAGAAAAAAUAUGGUUGUAAAACAAAACAACAAUACUCUUAGACUAGAGGUUUAUAAAAAAGGGACUUUAAAAAAUACUUUUUUUGGAUCAGCUGAAAUUCAUAUAUAUAGUGAAAUAGUAAAGAAAUUAUUUCCUUGCAAUGUUUAUUUUAAUAUCACUAAUAAAAAUCAAAUUGUUGGUACAGCAUGUUUAUCAUUCCACUAUAUUAAUUUAGAUUGUAUAAAAAAAGAUGACCAGAUAUAUACUUCUCUUUUUAUUGAAACAAUUAUAUCCGUUCAAAAAAAUCAAACAAAAAAUAAUGAAAAAAUUGAAAAACUUAUAGAUGAGGGGAAAGAGCAUUUUGAGGCCAUCAAAGAAACGGACCUUAGCACAACCAUAUAUAAAAACAUAUCAAAUUUGGUUCUUGAAGAUAAAAUUCGUUUGUUCUGCAAAAAUUUAAAUGGUUAUUUGCUUCACAGUAAUUUUUAUAUAAAACGAUUUUAUAACAAGUAUUACUUUUACUUGCAUUUUUUUAAAGGCAAAUUUUACUGGUGUUAUUAUAACGAAGAAGCUGAUGCAAAGAUGGAUAAAAACAGAGUUGGUUACGUGAGAUUAGAAUAUGUAGCUAACGUAUAUAGUGACGUGUACAGCCAUAAAUACUUUUAUAUAAAAUAUAGGAAAAAAAACGAAAGAAAAGAAAAUUAUUUAUAUUUAAAAACUAUAGAUAAAGAUAGGAAUAUAUGGGUAAAUAUUAUUCAUGAUUUUAUUAUAUUAGUAAGUAACUACAAACGUGAAAGAAAAAAUAAAAAAUAUAAAAUUAAAGAAUUUAAAGAUAAUUUAAUAGAAGACACUCCUAAGGAAAUUUUAGAAAUUAAUAAAACCUUAUCUCGUUCUUUAUCAAACAAUUCUAUGAAAAAUAAAUAUUUAGAUAAGAAAAAAAAAGUAGAAGUUUUAAGUGAUAUGGAUAAUGAAGAAAAUUAUAUGAACUCAGGAGAUUUAGGUCCAGUAUUUAAAGAUAUGAGCAAAAAUAUGUACAACUAUAGUGAUUAG